Molecule: messenger RNA, 3598 nt
Organism: Quercus robur (English oak)
Lineage: Eukaryota; Viridiplantae; Streptophyta; Magnoliopsida; Fagales; Fagaceae
Exons: 7
Coding region: 321-3386 (1021 amino acids)
Molecular function (GO): phosphoprotein phosphatase activity
Source: RefSeq, a predicted model, not a curated record
AGUUUGAAUAAACAAUCAGAUGUGAUAAUUUUGUUUGGAUGGUGACUGUGUUCAGAUUUUGUAACUUAUUAUUUCAUUGAAGCAUCCACCUGAUCCCUUGUAAUUAAAUGUUAAUUGAAAUUAUGAAUAGUGAGACCUGUCACCUGCUUAUUUAAUGGUGCAAGUGAAUUUUGGCGAGUGAGCACUUGUCUUAGCAACCUCCUACGGCAUCUUAUGGAGCCUAUAAAGGAGAUUUGUUGGCAACUGGAAUCCUUGAUUUCAAAUACUUGUUUAUCACUUUAUCUUCAAAUUACUUGGGCAGGGCGUAUUAAGCGAAGGGAAUGAUAAAGGAUCCCAUAAAACAUGUGGAACCCGAUCCAGUUAGGGAAAAUAAUAGAAAACGCUCCAUACAUGAAAGUUAUAAGGUCUUUAGGAAUACUAAUUCUUCCUCAAUGGCCAAAAAUGACGUGCAAGAUACAAUCUUAGAAAUAGAUCCGACAAUGUGCCCUCCCUUUGCCGGUAUUAAACAAACGGGCAUAGAAUCAACCCUAGAUCCUGUGGAAGUGAAUCUGUUGAAUAGAAAGAAAAGGAGAAGGAAAAAUCGGAAAAAGAAGACAAAUGUACUUCAAAAUAGUGGACAAGUUCAAAAGUUGCCAGAGGAAGGUUGCCCUACUAGCAUCAAUCAUAUGAGUAGUACAUCAGAACUAAGUAUAUCAGGUGAAAGAAACUGUGAAGAAAAAGUUAUUUUAUUGGGCACUGAUGAAACUAAUUCCUUUUCAGUGACUAAUCCUUCACAAAUUCUAGCAGAUGACAAAUGUAAGGUCUUAACCAGCGCACAUUCUUUUUCAAUGCCAAGGAGUGAAGUGGAAGAUACUAUCUCAGGAGUAGAACAGACAAGCAUGGAAGCAACCCAAAAUCCUGCGGAAGUGAAUCUGGUGAGUAGAAAGAAAAGGAGAAUGGGAAGUCCUAUGGCAACGACUAAUGCACAGCAAAACAAUGGACAAGAUCAAAAGCUUCUAGAGCAAGGUUUUCUUACAAGCACCAAUCACACGAAUAAUACAUCAACACGAAGCCUAUCAGGUGAAAGAAAUGGUGUAGAAAAGGCUGUUUCAUUAGGUACUGAUGAAAAUAGUCCUCUUUCAGUGAUCAAUUCUUCACAGAGUUUGUCACAUGGCAGUUAUAAGGUCUUCAGCAAUACUAGUUCUUCUUCAAUGGCCAAGAGUGAAGAGCAGGGUACUAUCUUGGGGGUAGAAUUUACACUGUGCUCUCCCUUUGAUAGGAUUGAACAAAUGGGUGUGGAAACAACUCAAGAUCUUGUAGAAGUGAAUCUGGAAAGUCAAAAGAGAAAAAAGAAGAAAAAUUGGAAGAAGCCUCCUAAGGCACUGCAAAAUAGUGGACAAAGUCAAAAGCUGCUUGAGGAAGGUUGUCUAACUAGCACCAAUCAUAUGAAUAUUAUGUCAACAUCAAGUUUGUCAGCUGAAAAAAACAAUGGAGGAAACAUUAGCUUGUUCGGAACAGAAGAAACUAAUACUUCUCCAGUGGCUAAUUCUUCACAAAGUUUAUCACAUGAAAAUCAUAAGGUCAAUGUUAAUUCCUUUUCAAUGAGCAGGAGUGAAGCACAAGACACUGUUCCAGGGGUAGAUUCAGCACUGUGCCCUUCCAUUUCUAGGAUUGAGGAGAGGGGCAUGGAGGCAACCCAAAAUCCUGUGGAAGUGAAUCCGGGGAGUCUAAAGAAAAGGAGGAGAAGUCGGAAGAAGAAGCGUAAUGCAUUACAAAAUAGUGGACAACCUCAACAGCUGCCAGAGGAACGUUUUCUGACAAGCACCAAUCACAUGAAUAUUAUGUCAACAGUAGGUCUAUCAGAUAAAAGAAACAGUGAAGGAAAAGUGAUUUCACUGGGCACUGAUGAAACUAAUACUUUUGCAGUGACUAAUUCCUCACAAGGUCUGUCACAUGAAAAUUUUAAGCACUUCAACAAUGCUAAUUCUUUUUUGAUGACCAAGAGUGAAGUGCAAGAUACUACCCCAGGAGCAGAUUCAACACUGUGCCCUCCCUUUGAUGGGAUUGACCAGUGUAGGGAAACAACCCAAAAUCCUGUGGAAGUAAAUCCAGUGUGUAAAAAGAAAAAAAGAAGGAAAAAUCGGAAAAAGCACCCUGAUGCUUUGCAAAAUGGUGGACAAACUCAAAAGCUGCCAGAGGAAGGUUGCCUGACUAUUGCCAAUCAUAAGAAUAUUAUAUCAACUGUGAGUUCAUUAGAUGAAAGAAAUACUGAAGAAAAAGUUAUUUCAUUGGGUACUGGUGAAACUAACUCUUUCUCAGUGACCAAUUCUUCAGCAAGUCUAUCACGUGAAAAUUCUAAGGUCUUCAGCAAUACUUAUUCUUUGCCAAUAAUGUGCCCUCCCUUAGCUGAAAUUGAACGGGUGGGUUUGGAAACAACCAAAAAUCCUGUGGAAGUGAAUAUGGUGAUUAAAAAAAAGAAAAAAAGAAAAAGAAAUAAAAAGAAAGAGCCUAAUACAUUGCAUAAUGGUGGACAAGCUCAAAAGCUGGGUGAGGACAGUUGCCCAACUAGCACCAAUGAUAUGCAUAUUAUGUCAAAUCUAAGUCUAUCGGAUGAAAAAAAUGGUGAAGAAAAGUUUUUUGCACCAGCUGGUGAUAAAAUUGAACAAGUUUGUGUUGCUGUUGCUGAUGAAGGGGAUAAAAACUCAGAGAUUUCUCAUAUUUCUCUUUUGAGAGCACCUGUUGGUCAUUUGAGGAAGAAGCUUCUCAUUCUUGAUAUAAAUGGGGUGCUUGCUGAUAUAGUUCUACCUGCUCCAAAGAAUUGCAAACCAGACUUUAAAUUUGCAGGACGGGCACUAUUCAAGAGGCCAUUCUAUCAGGAUUUCCUGAAGUUCUGCUUUGAGAGAUUUGAAGUGGGCGUGUGGUCCUCAAGAGCCAAGAAAAAUGUGACAAGGGUGAUUGAUUAUUUGAUGGGAGGUGUGAAGUGUAAGCUGCUACUUUGUUGGGAUCGAUCUCAUUGCACUCCUACAAAGUUCAAGACUCUUGAAGACAAGCACAAGCCUGUGGUCUUAAAGGAGUUGACAAAAAUUUGGGAAAAACAUGACCCUAGUCUUCCAUGGAAGAAGGGGGACUAUAAUCAAUCAAAUACGUUGUUGUUGGAUGAUUCUCCAUACAAAGCAUUGCUUAAUCCUCCGCACACAGCAAUCUUCCCUGAUUCAUUCAAUUUUCAAAAUACGGGUGAUAAAUCAUUAGGUGCUGGUGGCGAGCUUCGGGUUUAUCUGGAGGGAUUGGCUGAAGCUGAAAAUGUACAGAACUAUGUAAGGGAAAACCCUUUUGGUCAAAGAGCUAUCACUGAAAGAAAUACAUCUUGGGAAUUUUACGAGAGGAUUAUAAAUUCGUUAAAAUCCUAACUAACCACAAGAUAAAUGUGACUAUCUGCUUUGCUUUGAGUAUAUGCACUAGAGAGAGAAAGCAUGAGUGUUUAUUUGCGGCUUUGUCAAGAGUCUUGUAACUCAAUUGAUACCACAUGUUUUUAAUUGAGACGUUUAGAGUUUAAAUAUCAUUUUUGUUUUUAUAACUAUCGAAUUAUAUAUAUUAAAAAAAAAUUGUUUUCCCCCCCUAA